This is a messenger RNA of Ceratitis capitata (Mediterranean fruit fly), 2378 nucleotides long. RefSeq lists its product as uncharacterized. Bases 347 to 1933 code for a protein of 528 amino acids. Gene Ontology annotation, molecular function: cis-regulatory region sequence-specific DNA binding. The transcript has 2 exons. Gene Ontology annotation, cellular component: transcription elongation factor complex. Lineage: Eukaryota; Metazoa; Arthropoda; Insecta; Diptera; Tephritidae. The record is from RefSeq and is a predicted model, not a curated record. Gene Ontology annotation, biological process: snRNA transcription by RNA polymerase II; positive regulation of transcription elongation by RNA polymerase II; transcription elongation by RNA polymerase II.
AAUGUACUUGAAAGUAAUUAAAUUUGCAGAAAUUUGCCAAAACUAUGUUACAGACGAAUAUUUCGGAUCUUAACUGUGACCGCGUCCUUUAUACUUGAAAACGGUUACCUGCGCCGCGCUGAAGGGUAUAAACCGUACGGGCAGCGAGAGGACGCACAGCUGACAAAUUCCACAAGAAACUUCAACACUAAAUGUGAAGAAGCAGAAAAUAAUAGCGGACAUUAUUUACAACAAAUCUCGCUUUGACUUUUCCAGGCAACGAGGCUUGAAAACUUUAUAAACAAUAGAAAAAUAGACAUUUUUAAAAAGGAAACAACAAACAGCAAAACAAAAAUCAGAAAGAAAUAUGGAUUCAGUACAAAAAUAUGUAAACAACGCUCAAACAGCUGGGAUUCACAAAAACCAGUCCGUAAUGUCUGGAGCUAAUAAAGUGACGAAGAGGAGACGAGAGCUUUCGCCAAGAGAAAAACAAACGAAAACCAAGGAACUUAAAAGUGCAUCCAAGGAGAACUUAUCGCCAUCUUUAGGCAGCCAUCAGUUUCCGAAAGUUUUUGAGCAGACAUGUGAGUCCGCCGCUGCAAAACAGCCACAUAUCGGUGAGCGGCUAAUCCAUUUAUUGGCAAUACAACCAUUAACGAUGUCGGAACUGAAGUCACGUUUAUCGACGGGGGGUAUGACUAAGGACGAAAAAUUAGUUGUUUCCUCCUUGAUGCCGUUGAUUACGAGACUCGAGCGUAAGUUGUACCAUCUAAAAUGCAAUGUUUGGGAUGAAGUCGACGAGAAUUGGCCGCACUACACCGACGAGGAGCGUCAGAAAGUGAAGUUGAGGAAGCAUUUUUAUUUAGCCUUACCUCCGGAGGGAAGAAGUGAGGCAUCCUGUUAUGCAACGCCGUCCGGAAACUACAAAAAACACAAAACGAUCACCCCGAAAAUACAGCGACCUCGAGAGGACAACAAAUCGACAAACCCACAUAAUAACCAACGACUCCCUGAACUGGUAGCCAAACUCCAAGUUGAGGAAAGCUGCUUCGUGCGAAAACACACGAACCCUGGAAAGCACUCCAGCCAACGAGAGAGGACGCGUAAUAAUGCCACAAUUACACUUUCAGAUGGAAAGAGCUCUAUAAAGACAGCAAAUACGCACGCACAAGACGUUGACGUGAGCACAUUUCGGAGCUGUAGCAAUGUUGAAACUGAAACUAAGGGAGAUGAACAUCAACAACGGAAUCAAGCAGAUCUUUAUCGACCUUGGGAAGACGAUGAAGUGACGGAUUUCUUAAUAACCUUGUUGUUCGACGACGACAAAUAUCGGAAAACCGAGGACCUAAGUGCUUACAAAAUGCUUGUAAAGAAGAAUCCGUGUUUCGCUGAUAAACUGCCUUUAUUCGAUGCUGCCGAUUUUCCACUAAUAACAAAAGAAAGGCAAAGACGUCACUACAGAGCGAUGUUCAAGCGUUCCGAGGAUCUUUAUAGGAGGCUGCAUGCUCAUAACAAUGCCCUAACGUCGGAAUUCUGGACGCUUCGAGCUCAAUUCGAGGCUGCUGAGGAAUUCAGUGAAAAGCGAAUAGAAAUUUAUGUACGCUACCAUCGCUGCUACCAUCUCAUAUACAGCGAAAAUGAGCUUAAGAAACGAGCGCAUUUAGAUUAUUUGCACGAGCUGCGGAAGCAUCUCUUGCUGCGCGUCACAGAAUAUGAUAACCCAGCGUUGGCAGUGAAAGCAAAGGAACAGCUACAGGGUAUAGAGGAAGAGCUGCAAGAGCGUAUUUCUAACACCAAGUUUAUGGUUCGAAACUUAAUCACUUUGCAUCCGAUAGAAAGACUUGGGACUGAAAGAGGUACUGGCCUGUCAGACAUAAGCUCCCAAUCGGAGUCUGAAGCAGAGGAUGAUGGGCAAUAUAGAAAAAUGUCACUCUGCCAACGAGCAGCACACUGAGCCACGGAAGGUCGGUGAUUCCUCCUACUCUCUCUAUAGUAAUUCCUACUGCACGGAAAGUGUCUAACGGGAAAACGACGAGGCCAAAGGGUUGCCUUGAGCGAGAUAUACCAAAUCCUAGUACAGGAUAAUUUCUAUUUUAUUUAUUUAUAAUUUUUAGUUUUUAUUUUUAUAUGUAUGAGCUGUGAAUGUGAGAGAAAUUCAUUUAGUGUACCGUUACAUAAUAUGUCAAUCAAAAUAUGUAUCAAAUUUAUUCACUACAAAAAUGUACAUUUUUAAUAAUUAUUGUUUUUAUGUUUUAUAUUUUUGUACUUAAACAUAUAGAUGUAUGUGUGUGUUUGCGAAAAAUAACCCAUAUGUAAAAGUAUAUAUUUCCAACGGGGUUUUAUGGUACAAAAGGAAUUAAAACUUCCAAAAUUUAAAUAAAAUUUCAAAGAAUAAAACG